UUUGUUACAGCACUCACAGCCAGUGUAUCAUCAGACUCCUCGCCACAGCUGGCGCAGUGGGGCUCGUCAAUAGACGCGCUGAUGCAGCGACUGCAGCGAGACUCCUGGGAGCGCGAGGAAGCGCCAUGCUUGCAGAGCACGCUCACACUCUUGCACAAUGUCAAGAACCAUACGCUGUGGGCUUCUUGGAUUUGGAACGCCAACACGGUACCCACUGGGAACCUGUUCGGUUCGCUGACGAACUUCGGUAACUUCGACCAGUGCCUGAAGCCGCCCUGGCUGCGCACACAUCCUCACUUCAGGACCAAGUACUGCGUCGCGAGACUCACGCUCACUAAUCACAAGAAGACUGUACCUCAGUAUGAUCCUUAUGGGUCUGUGGAAGAGUAUCUCAAUUCUCCGACAACAUCGGGUCUGCCAUCGAAUGAGCUAGUAUGGGGACUAUGCGUGCCGGCGUCGUGCGGCGCUCGCGGCGCGGCGCGGCUCGGCGCGGCGAUGUGUGACGUCACCGCGUGCGCACCCCACGCGCCCAACGUCACCGUCGAUCACUGCCAAACUGCUGGAGAUAAUACUCCGUAUACUGCUGGGUUCUAUGUCUUUAUAACAAUAUUAGUAUUGGCAAUAGUCACAGCUGUGGUUUCAACAUGUUAUCGAAUGCAAACACCAAAUGAUGAGACUUCAGUGUGUUUGGAUGAUGAUCCCUGUCUACAAACAAUAAUAACAGAAUCGUUCGACAUCAGAAGGAAUUACGCAGACCUAGUGAAGGAGAAUAAGCAUGAGAUUCGAAUAUUGAACGGGAUACGGUUCAUAGUGGCGACGGCUGUUAUAGCUAUACAUGAAUUGUUCUAUGCACUGAUGCUGGGAAUUGUUAAUACUAGAGACUUUAAUACGGCUAUCGAAGGUCCAACAGGCUUCCUUCUUCAUGCAGAUGUGGUGGUAGAUACGUUCUUCGCGAUGUCUGGUCUACUGUAUAUAAAAAAUCUUUUGGCUAACUCUUACAAGAAUAAAAAUCUAUUCGUAGUUUUGUGGAAGCGUUAUGUGAGAUUAAUAGGAGCUUUUUCCGUGGUGAUAUUCUACCUGUGUUCGGUGUCAGACUUCACGGGGUCUGGUCCCCAUUGGCCUCAGUUCAGUCAGUUCGAGCCAGAAGUCUGUCGCAGGACUUGGAGGAAGAGUUUGCUUAUGCUCAGCACUAGGGUUGAUGAUAUGUGUGAUCUGGUGACCUGGUACAUACCAUGUGACUACCAACUCGGGAUCCUGGCGACAGUUCUCUUCUACUUCUACAAGAAGGACAGAAGACUUGGUCUAGCUGCUUUCGGGACUUCUGCAGUCUUGUCACUGAUUAUUCCAGGUGUUCUGACGUAUUGGUUCCGAUUACCGGUCGUGCAUUUUGCUAAUGUUGGGAAAUGGUACCUCACAUAUCGUGACUACUGGGAAGUUAGCUACACUUACAUGGCGAGCUACAGCCGCGCUGGUGCUUACCUGGUUGGAGUGGCCAUGGGCUACCUCAUGACUCUCUACAAACCUGAUGACUAUAGGAAGACUGUGUCUCAGUUCUGGUCAAUACUAGGAGUAGCAGUAUCCCUCCUAUCUAUGGUGUCUGUAUUCUCAUUGGGCUGGUACUACUUACUGAAGGAGUAUGAACCAUUAGAAGCGGCUGUGGUAGCAGCUACCAACAGGGUUGUUUGGGCGACGGCUAUCUGCUGUAUUGUUGGACUUUGUGAAUAUGGGAUUGUUCCAUUUAUCCCGGAUCUACUAAGCCAAUCAAUAUUCACGCCACUAAGCCGUCUCUCCUACGGUAUCUACAUGAUACAUCCUCUGCUUAUACAACGGAGGAUCUUCGCUAAACGAGGACCUAUGACGUUUGAUGGGCUUGCGAUGGUUACAGACACGUUUGGAGACUUGACAUUGGCGACAGGUCUUAGUUUCGCGAUGUGGCUGUUCAUUGAAGCUCCUUUUAUUAAUUUGUGUAAUCAUCUGCUAUUUAAUAAGUGAGUUUACCGUCUUUAUUUCUCUGUCUUUAUUAAUAUUA
Helicoverpa zea (corn earworm) is the source of this 2029-nucleotide messenger RNA. RefSeq names its product nose resistant to fluoxetine protein 6-like. NCBI's taxonomy places the organism in Eukaryota, Metazoa, Arthropoda, Insecta, Lepidoptera, Noctuidae. The annotation marks the transcript as partial. The record is from RefSeq and is a predicted model, not a curated record. Gene Ontology annotation, molecular function: acyltransferase activity, transferring groups other than amino-acyl groups. The transcript has 12 exons.